AAGGAAGAAAGAGGUUCAAUGCAUUUGGUUUUUACUUUUUCUCCCUCUUUCACCAUUGUUCUGUCUCUCACGCAUCCUCUCUAGGGUUCCGUUCCGUCAAGGGUUAAGCUAUGGGGAAAAGGAAGGCAAAGGCAAAGCCUGCUCCAAAGAAAAGAAUGGAUAAGCUUGAUACUGUCUUCAGCUGCCCUUUCUGCAAUCAUGGCAGCAGUGUUGAAUGCCGCAUUGACAUGAAGAAUUUGAUCGGGGAAGCUACUUGUGGAAUAUGCCAAGAGAGCUUUAGCACUACCAUCACAGCUUUAUCAGAGCCAAUAGACAUAUACAGUGAGUGGAUUGAUGAAUGUGAAAGGGUGAACACUGUGGAUGAUGAUGCUUAGCUAUGUUCCGAUCGCUGUUCCUGACGGAGUAACUGGCCUAUUUUACAUUUCCAACCUGUAUUUAGUCAGUUCCUGAUGUGAGCACUGGUAAUAAUUGAGUUAUGUAAUAUUAUGUUCAAGAGCAUGGGAAUAAUUGUCCUGUUUAGAUGAAGUCACCUUGAUUGGAAGAUAGUUUGUAAUAUGUAAAGUAUGCUGGUUGCAUAUCUAAAGUGUGUAAUUUAGGCCCUUUGGAAUGACUUGGAAGACUGGGGCUAAUAUGUAGCUUGAUGGACUUGGAUUUGGAUUCAAUAAAAGUUAAUGAAUUCCUACUCA
Vigna angularis (adzuki bean) is the source of this 686-nucleotide messenger RNA. RefSeq names its product transcription elongation factor 1 homolog. Gene Ontology annotation, cellular component: transcription elongation factor complex. The transcript has 5 exons. Gene Ontology annotation, molecular function: RNA polymerase II complex binding. NCBI's taxonomy places the organism in Eukaryota, Viridiplantae, Streptophyta, Magnoliopsida, Fabales, Fabaceae. The coding region runs from base 111 to 374 and encodes 87 amino acids. Gene Ontology annotation, biological process: transcription elongation by RNA polymerase II. The record is from RefSeq and is a predicted model, not a curated record.